Gloeophyllum trabeum ATCC 11539 is the source of this 1134-nucleotide messenger RNA. RefSeq lists its product as uncharacterized. Gene Ontology annotation, molecular function: DNA binding; DNA clamp loader activity; ATP hydrolysis activity. The coding region runs from base 1 to 1134 and encodes 377 amino acids. The transcript is spliced from 10 exons. Gene Ontology annotation, biological process: DNA-templated DNA replication; DNA repair. The record is from RefSeq and is a predicted model, not a curated record. Gene Ontology annotation, cellular component: Elg1 RFC-like complex; Ctf18 RFC-like complex; DNA replication factor C complex. NCBI's taxonomy places the organism in Eukaryota, Fungi, Basidiomycota, Agaricomycetes, Gloeophyllales, Gloeophyllaceae.
AUGUCCCUAUGGGUUGACAAGUACCGCCCCAGAACCCUCGAUGAUCUUCAUUACCAUCAUGACUUGACAGCCCGACUCAAGUCUCUAGCUGCGUCAGGAGACUUCCCGCACAUGCUAUUCUAUGGGCCGUCCGGCGCUGGGAAGAAGACUCGGAUAGCGUGUACACUUCGACAGUUGUUUGGGCCUGGAGUGGAAAAGCUUAGGAUCGAUCAAAGAGUGUUCCUCACCCCGUCAAAGCGGAAGCUAGACCUGAAUGUGGUUCAGAGUAAUUUUCACAUAGAGAUCACGCCAAGGCUCGUCUUGCACAGUCGCACUUAUCUUCCUCGAAGCUCAUGCAUAUAUACUGUGAACAGCGAAGUCGGCAUGUACGAUAGAGUGGUCAUUCAAGAGAUCCUCAAGGAGAUCGCCCAAACGCAGCAAGUGGACUUGAACGCCAAACAAAGAUUCAAGGUUGUGAUCAUCAACGACGCGGAUACACUAUCGAGAGACGCCCAAGCAGCUCUACGUCGCACCAUGGAAAAGUACAUGAACAACAUGCGAAUAAUUCUCUGCGCAAACAGCACGAGCAAACUGAUCGCACCCAUCAAAAGUCGAUGCUUGUUGGUUAGGGUUGCAGCGCCGAGCAGUGAAGAGAUGCACAAUGCCCUGGAGUACGUAGCGAAGCGGGAGAAAUUCGACCUUCCUCCAGAGGCAUCGCAACAAAUCGUGGAGGAUUCAAAUGGUAACCUGCGGAAAGCAAUUCUAGUGCUUGAGGCACUGAAGAUGCAGUCGCCUGACCUCUCAGGACCACUGAGCAUUGCGAAGCCUGAUUGGGAAACGUAUUGCCACAAGGUUGCCGAUAUGAUAAUCCAGGAACAGUCGCCGCAGCGCGUCAUGGAUGUGCGAGCAAAACUCUACGAGCUUCUGAGUCACUGCAUCCCUGCCACCGUUAUACUCAAGACGGUAGCGGAACGCGUGGUGGAUAAGGUGGAUGAGAGUAUAAAGGCAGAUAUCAUGCAUUGGGCUGCUAUAUACGAGGUGCGCAUGAGACAAGGGAACAAAAAGAUAUUCCACCUGGAAGCAUGGGUGGUCAAGGUGAUGAGCUUAUACAAGCACUCCUUCUACGGUAUCGAUUUGGAUGAUUUUGAGGAAUAA